Oncorhynchus gorbuscha (pink salmon) is the source of this 1288-nucleotide messenger RNA. RefSeq names its product thymosin beta 2 (gene tmsb2). NCBI's taxonomy places the organism in Eukaryota, Metazoa, Chordata, Actinopteri, Salmoniformes, Salmonidae. The transcript has 3 exons. Gene Ontology annotation, cellular component: cytoplasm. Gene Ontology annotation, molecular function: actin monomer binding. Gene Ontology annotation, biological process: actin filament organization; regulation of cell migration. The record is from RefSeq and is a predicted model, not a curated record. Bases 187 to 324 code for a protein of 45 amino acids.
UAGUGCUUCCUCUCUCCCCCUCCCUCUCAGUUUCUCCCUCCUCCCCUCCUCCCUCCUACCUUUUUCUCUCUUAAACCCACACCCUGGUGCAGAAACCGGAAGACACUCACAGCCUUGUCUACCUCCAUCUCUUUCCAACCUUGCCCUGGAGUAUUAAAGCACACUGCUGUGUGGAACAAAGCAACUAUGUCUGACAAACCUGACCUGACAGAGAUCACCUGCUUCGACAAGACCAAACUGAAGAAGACUGAGACGAUAGAAAAGAACCCCCUGCCAACCAAAGAGACCAUUGAACAGGAAAGGAAAGGGGAUGCAACGCCUUGAUGUGACUUGGUGAAGAGGCCGUGAGGAGGAAAACAGGGGAGGAGGCAGAGAUGCCACCAACAAAAGCACUUUGUUUGUCUCAGUAUUCUACUUGAAGUGACUUUGUAUUGUAUAACAGGGUGCUGUAGGGCCCUGGGAGAUGCAGUAGUGGAGGAGGGUACAUGGGAUGCAUCCCUAAUGUAACCCUAUUCCUUAUAUAGUGCAAUACUAUUGACCUGGUCCACUAUAUAGAGAAUAUGGUGUCAUUUGGGACACAGAUUGAUAUCUUCACAGGGGUCUAUCUAUCAUCAUGGGAAUAUAGUUAUAGCCUGGCUGCCAGUAUUGGGCCAGAAACAACACCUAGCCUGUACUCCCUAGCCUCUACCCCUUUACUCCCUAGCCUCUACCCCUUUACUCCCUAGUCUCUACCCCUUUACUCCCUAGCCUCUACCUAGCCUCUAAAUCUUUAUUCCAUAGCCUGUAACUCUUUACUCCCUAGCCUCUACCCCUUUACUCCCUAGCCUCUACCCCUUUACUCCCUAGCCUCUACCUAGUCUCUACCCCUUUACUCCCUAGCCUCUACCUAGCCUCUAACCCUUUACUCCCUAGCCUCUACCUAGCCUCUACCCCUUUACUCCCUAGCCUCUACCUAGCCUCUACCCCUUUACUCCAUAGCCUCUACCUAGCCUCUACCCCUUUACUCCCUAGCCUCUACCUAGCCUCUACCCCUUUACUCCCGAGUCUCUACCUAGCCUCUACCCCUUUACUCCCUAGCCUCUACCCCUUUACCCCCCAGCCUCUACCCCUUUACCCCCCAGCCUCUACCCCUUUACUCCCUAGCCUCUACCCCUUUACUCCCUAGCCUCUACCCCUUUACUCCCUAGCCUCUAACCCUUUACUCCCUAGCCUCUACCUCUUUACCCCCUAGCCUCUGCCCCUUUACUCCCUAUCCUCUACCCCUUUACCCCCUAUAGUCUCGACCCCU